Ictalurus furcatus (blue catfish) is the source of this 2963-nucleotide messenger RNA. It is a transcript of the gene itgb3bp, whose product is annotated as integrin subunit beta 3 binding protein. Gene Ontology annotation, biological process: CENP-A containing chromatin assembly; regulation of DNA-templated transcription. The record is from RefSeq and is a predicted model, not a curated record. Lineage: Eukaryota; Metazoa; Chordata; Actinopteri; Siluriformes; Ictaluridae. The transcript is spliced from 10 exons. Gene Ontology annotation, cellular component: nucleoplasm. The coding region runs from base 898 to 1347 and encodes 149 amino acids.
CCUUUUUUCCCAAAUCCGCCCUGGCAACCCGGGUCUGCACCGACUAUCAGUCACUGGUGCGCAGUUAAACUUUAUCCGGGUAAAAACAACUCCACACAACGUUCCUCAAACAUUGUGUAACUAUUUCUAUGUUAAUAUAAAAUAUACAGGUAUAAUAAUCAAUUGUUUUAUGAAGUUACAGUACAAUAUAUCACGUAUGUACAUCGCAUACACACAGUAUCUGAAAGUUAUAUUUAUUGUUUUAUUUAUUUAGUCGUUUCCCGGGGAUGUAUAUCACCGCUGCACGGCGCCAAAAUACAAAUUUUAAACUGCUGUUUAUCUACACUGACGCCCGAACACAUUAUAAUUUAAUGUAUAGUGAACGAAAGAAGCCAUAAAACAAUGCCUGUCAAAAGAAGCCUUCAGAUAAAAGCCAAUGAGAAGAAUGUAUAUUCCAUGAUGACAAUGCCAAGGGCUGAAAUUGUGAAAGCGUGAUUCCGGGCGCAUGAGGAAUCAUUUCCACACAUGAAUUGGCCACCACAGAGUCCUGACCUUAAUCUGACUGAAAGUCUUUGGGAUGUGCUGGAGAAGACUUUACGGAGUGAUUCAACUCACCCGUCCUCUACACAAGAUCUCAGCCAAAAAUGAAUGCUACUCUGGGCGUAAAUAAAUGUUUUGACGUUGCAUACGGUUGUUGAAACAAUGCCAUGACAAAUGUGCGCCAUAAUCAAAGCUAAUGGUGGUGCGACGAAAUAUUAGCGUGUGCGACUUUUUUCUUUUUUUUAGGCCAGCAGGAUACAAUAAUUAGACAGGACAACAGAACAAUAUUGGAUGGAUUACAAGGCAUGACCGUUAUCAUCCCAGUCGAAUAGUCCACAUACUGAACAUUAACAUGUCACUGGUGGUCCCUUUCUGCUGAUGGUUGCGGUAGAGACUCCAGUCAAGAGGCACACCAAAGAAAGGAACUAUUCAACUUUGACUGGAACGAUGCCCAUGACCCCAACAGCCAAAACCCAAGGUAAUUACAAAACCAGUGGGACCACUGUCAAUACCUUGGAAGCAAAAGAGCCACAGACAGAAGCCGAGAGAAUGGAUUUUCUCAGGUCUAAAUUGGAAGGAUCUUUAGAGGCCGUAAUGAAGACCAGGCAAGAGCUUGAGUUGUUAUUGCCUGUAGAGGGCAACAGUGAGCUGAGGAGUUUGUUGCUGAUGGGUCAUGCUGACUUGUGCACUGAACUGAAGAGACACAAAGAGCUGACUUCUAAAGUGAACUGUCAUGUUAAUGCAAUGCAAAUGCACAAGAAGUGGCUCCAAGGUGCAACACAGACUGGCAGCUCUUAUGAGUUUUUGAAGAACAUCUUAAGUGGCUGAGAAGGCCAACCUGAACAACAGCUGCUGGCCACACAAACCAUCCUAUUUCUGCCCAAGGUGGAUCAUAUAACUCUCACUUUAUCACCCCCAGAGGCAGCAUGAAGGACAAAAGCACAAGGUGGCCUGUUAACUUUUUUGUACUUGUGUUUUCCCAUAUACACGGCCUCCUUUUGUUGGAAGUAAAAAGUCUUGGGGUGUGGUUUUUGGCAAUAAUUUGACAUGAAUUGUGUCUGGACAAACCCCUCCAGCCACUUCAGCCUGACCAUCCUUUCAUGGAAAGAAAAAGAAGACAAAUCCUGAGUACUGGAUUCUGAGUCUGUGCAUUUAUUCCAUUACAUUCAUGCACUGUUGAAUGCUCAUUUCUGAUUGGUCAGAAGGUGUUGAUUAUUUUUCUUUAACAGUAGAUCUGUCGAUAGUUCCGGCUGUAAGAACCAGCUUAUAUUAAUGCACUUAUUCUAAUACAUUAUCGUUGUUUCUAUGGUAACAGUUUUCACAGAGACUUGUAUGGUGAAUGCUUCACAUAAUUUAAGACUAAUUAUUAAACAUUAAAAAAAAAAAGGUGUGUUAAUUAACCAAGAAAAAUGAACAAGCUUUCUGCAAGGAGAUGAUUAUUUAUGGAACAUUUAUGGAAGGAGUCUCCAGUGUUCCACCACGGGAGCACGUUCUUUCCGUUUCCACUUUGUGCUUUUCAGGUUCUCAGGAACAUAACGAAAUGCAUUUUUUUUGUGUGUCUUAUUCAAUACAACGCAGAGGGGGAAAAAAAGGCUGGUGAGGGAACAACAGAGGCAGUUUAUAAUCUUAAGCAUGAACAGGAACAGGAUCCACAACAUUAAACCUAACUAUAAAUGGAUAAAAAUGACAUUCAUUAAUAAAUGAAAUCAUUGGGAAAUUGCUGUUUUAUAAGUGUAAUACAACAUGUUGGCAUGCUGCUAUAAUAAAUAAUCACUGUUGUAACAGGUUGCAUUACACUGCCCCAUCGUUGAUUAUUUUCCUAUAGCAGCAUGCCCCCAGGUGUAUUUAUUUUCCUUACUUAAAACUAGAUAGUGCAAGGUCUUACAACCAUGGUCAAGCUCCUUAAUGUUUUUGGUGCUUGUUUCCUGGUCCAUCACUGAAUUAACCAACGUGUCUUUUUCUCCUUUAGCUCCAGUUGUGUCUCUAUCUGUAUUUGAUUUCUCUGUUUUUCUGCACGUAUUGAAUCAGAAGCAGUCCAUUCUCCUAGUCGCGUGUGUGUGGGGCUGCGGGGCUUGUGCAAGCUGUAACACUAUAGCCCCUCUGUGACCUGAUAACAUUUACAGUUGUAAUGGAUUUUUUUAAUACCAGUCAUUAACUCGUGUGAAAGAAGGAGGUGGCGAAAGAUUGUGUGCACCUUUGUUCCUCUGGUAUUUCAGCUUUAUGACAUUGUGUUCCGAUAUGUCCCUUCCCAUCAUUUUUGUUUAAUGGGGCAUGCAGGCAAUGCAUUUUAUUCAAGGUAUAUCUUUUUUUUUUGUGGGGACACAUGCACGGUAUUUUUUUGACGUUCACUUAAAGUGCUUGAUCUUACUGUAAUUUUAUUCAUCAUUUCAAGGAGAUUUUCUGGUUUGCUGAUACAGAAUAAGAGACCCCACAACAAUUUUGUA